Molecule: messenger RNA, 1688 nt
Organism: Pseudophryne corroboree (corroboree frog)
Lineage: Eukaryota; Metazoa; Chordata; Amphibia; Anura; Myobatrachidae
Product: zinc finger protein 664-like
Exons: 4
Coding region: 406-1470 (354 amino acids)
Biological process (GO): regulation of transcription by RNA polymerase II
Molecular function (GO): DNA-binding transcription factor activity, RNA polymerase II-specific; RNA polymerase II cis-regulatory region sequence-specific DNA binding
Source: RefSeq, a predicted model, not a curated record
UGACAAGCAAGUCUCAAUUUUUGGUCGUUUUGUGCUCUGAGAGCCGCACCUGUGAAGGAGCUAUAUAUGUACAUUAUAUGCUUUGGAGAAAUGUCCUAGUCUUGUAAUACAUUGCAUUGUCCUGUAGCUCUAACCACUGCACCAGUCUGGGCUUCAGGGUCUGAAGGAGUUAAUGAAAUCAGGAAGUGAGAGAGAGGCUCUGCCUAAGCUCAUAGUGGAGGAUAUGGAUUGGACAGGCAAGCAGGAGUAAGGACGCUGGUCCUGUGCUUGGUUUUCACUCAUCAGUUACUUGUUUUUUAGUUUAGGUUUGGCAACACUGAACUCAACCUGACUUGGUGUAUCUGCCUGCUGCACGUGCACUUUAGUCAGGUCUGUGACAACAGCUGCCUAUACAGUUUGUGAACUAUGCCCAGAUCCAAAGAAAUUUCUGAAGACCUGAGAAAGAAAGUCAUUGAUGCUCAUGUGGCUGGAAAAGGUUACAAGUCUAUAGCUAAAUGCGUUGACCUCCACCGAUCCACAGUGAGACAGAUAGUGCACAGAUGGAAAAAAUUUAACACGAUUGUUACUCGUCCCAGAAGCGGACGCCCAACCAAAACCACUCAAGUACUCUUGGAAGUCACAAGAAAUGAUGUUGGGUAUGAAGAAACUGUGAGAGAAAACCGAGACUUUGACUCUCCCGUCAGUAUGGAAACGGAUAAUUCAACAGCAGAUGCAGAUACAGGCAUGAGCUUGGAUAUGAGGAACAAGACCCAUGAUCCUCCAGACUCAACUCUCUUGAUGUCACCAGCUGGCUCCACUUUAACUCAAUGGAUCCAACAGUACAGUUCGGUUUCUUUAGGACCAUACUUAAAAAGUCCUAAAGACCCCGAAUGUUUGAAUACAUUUGUUUUGAUGCCACAGUCCACAGAUACUGCCAGUCUUGGGUUUCAUGUUGUGUCAGAAGAUGCAACAGCGUUGGAUCCUGUAGAUGGACAAAGCUCCCAGGAAGAGGAAAUGCUGUGGUGUGACAUAUGCAACAAGUGUUUCCAUAAUGAAGCUGAACUUGAAAUUCAUCAAACAGCACACCUGGAGGAAACGCCAUUGGAAUGUGAAGAAUGUGGGGAAAUUUUUGACUCUGGACCUCAGCUUGAAAAACACACAGUAAAGAAACAUGGCAAAAUGCGCUAUCCCUGUGAGAUCUGUGGGUUACAGUACAAUUACAGGUCACAGUAUAUUAUACAUCAACGGGCCCACACUGGGGAGAAGCCGUUCUGCUGUAAUGAAUGUGGUCAGGCAUUUGGACAUAAAAACAGUCUGGUGAUACACCAGAGAAAACACACUGGGAAUACCCCGUUUAAAUGUGACAAAUGUGGAAAAAUGUUUGCUGCAGAGGAAGCAUUAGAAAAACACAACAAAUUUUACUUUUGUGCAAAGUGUAAAAAAUGCUUCACUUGCAGAGCACUGAGACGCCACAUGCAAAUGCACGCCUGAAGAGAGAGGAGAAAAUGCGUCUCUAGAUAUUUAAUACACUUUAUAUUUCAUCUAAGGCACCCACCAAUAUGUGUGUGUCAUGUGAGUUGACUGCAACAAACAAGAUUAUUGAAUGAUCUCCAACUGCUUAUUUGUUAUAUGCUUUAAUUUCAAAGUACAUUGAGACAUUAAACUCUAUAUUCAUACAUUUCAAUAAAAAAAUGGGGGCGUUCCGAGGA